Prosopis cineraria is the source of this 1185-nucleotide messenger RNA. Its product is annotated as probable polygalacturonase At3g15720. Gene Ontology annotation, biological process: carbohydrate metabolic process. The record is from RefSeq and is a predicted model, not a curated record. Gene Ontology annotation, molecular function: polygalacturonase activity. The coding region runs from base 1 to 1185 and encodes 394 amino acids. The transcript has 8 exons. NCBI's taxonomy places the organism in Eukaryota, Viridiplantae, Streptophyta, Magnoliopsida, Fabales, Fabaceae.
AUGAAUAUGCAAGGCAUAUUUGCCAUCCUCUCCUUGUGUUUUGUUGCUUCACAAGCUGAACCUAUUUUUGAUGUCCUCAAGUAUGGUGCUUUAGGAGAUGGCCACACCGAUGAUUCAAAAGCUUUUGUGAAAGCAUGGGAAGAUGUUUGCGAUUCAACAAAGGGAAAUCCAACCCUUCUGGUACCUAAGAGAAGAACCUUUGUAUUGCAACCUACUGUUUUCCAAGGUCCUUGCAAGUCUCCAUCCAUUAAUUUUAAGAUUCAAGGAACUAUAAGUGCUCCAAAAGGUGUCAAUGAUUGGAAAUGGUCAAGCAAUGAUAAAGGCAGCUGGCUUCAAUUUAUAUACAUAAAUAGACUUGUUGUCAAUGGUGGAGGAGUUUUUGAUGGCCAAGGUACACCUUGGUGGGAAUGUUUCAGAAAAUCUAGAUGUCAAAGGCCACGUGCCAUCUCAUUUCAUGCAUGUCCGGAGCUUAGAAUCAAUAAAGUGAAAGUAAUUAACACCCCAUCAAGUCACAUAAACAUAAACGGCUGCAAUGGCUCCGUUAUCUCCAAUAUCCACCUCCUUGCUCCUAAUGACAGCCCUAACACUGACGGCCUUGGAAUCUCUGGCUCAUCCCAUGUCACAAUCCGAGAUUCUACCAUGGAAGUUGGUGAUGACUGUGUGGUCAUUAAUGGAGGUUCCUACAUGAACAUUAGUGGUGUCUUCUGCGGACCUGGUCAUGGCAUAAGCAUUGGAAGCCUGGGAUCAGGUGGAACUUAUGGUGCAGUGGAAGAGAUCCACGUCAGAAACUGCACCUUCACCAGAUCUUCAAGUGGAGCCAGAAUCAAGACUUGGGAGGGUGGAUUUGGAUAUGUUAGAAAGGUCACAUAUGAGGACAUAAUACUGGAAGAUGUUCAGCACCCAGUGCUCAUUACCCAACACUACAAUAUUUCUCUAACUGACAACAAAAAGGCUAUAAAAAUCAGUGACAUUACAUACAGGAAUUUCAGGGGAACUUCAGCUUUGAGGAAGCAGUCAAAUUGGAGUGUGACAAUGUUGUGGAAGAAAUUUGAUUUAGCUGCUGGUUUUACUCAAACAUAUAAAAGGAAAGUAAAAGAGAAACAAGGGUUAGAGCAGAAAGAAGUGACAGGUUCAGGUCAUUAUCCUAAGGGUCCAGGCUAUCAGGGAUUGGCAAUGAUACUGUAG